Molecule: messenger RNA, 5352 nt
Organism: Eleginops maclovinus (Patagonian blennie)
Lineage: Eukaryota; Metazoa; Chordata; Actinopteri; Perciformes; Eleginopidae
Product: monoacylglycerol lipase ABHD2
Exons: 12
Coding region: 338-1633 (431 amino acids)
Biological process (GO): acylglycerol catabolic process; sperm capacitation; medium-chain fatty acid biosynthetic process
Cellular component (GO): sperm flagellum; sperm plasma membrane
Molecular function (GO): acetylesterase activity; monoacylglycerol lipase activity
Source: RefSeq, a predicted model, not a curated record
CAGAGCUGCUGUUGGUUCUUCAGCUAGUGUGGCUAGCUUCAGCUACAUGAAUUGGAGUGCGUACUACACAUCCAUCAGCUAUGGUUUAACGUUAGAGGCUCACAAACCAACACAAACCAACAAAAUGCCACGAAUAUAAAAUAGGACUGUAGCGUUCGAGCAGCAAGGAGCUGAUUCCUUUCUUCUAAGCCGAGGUUUGACCACAUCACUGUGAAUUCGCAUAUUCAGACUUUUAGAGCUGUAAUUGGAGGCAGACUUGAACAUAAAUUAUCUGUCACUGCAGCACUUUGAGCGCCAACAGGAACAUUCAGGUCAGUCAGACAACAUCAGAAUCAUCAUGAACACCCAGAAUACAGACGUGCACACCAUCUCUCCAGAGCUGCCAGCAAUGUUUGACGGCAUGAAGCUGGCGGCGGUGGCCACGGUGCUCUACAUCAUCGUUCGCUGCUUAAACCUUAAGAGCCCUACUGCACCCCCGGACCUCACCUACCAGGACACACCUCUCAACCGCUUUCUUCUCAAGUCCUGUCCUCAGCUGACCAAAGAGUACAUUCCUCCCUUACUCUGGGGUAAAAGUGGUCAUCUCCAGACGGCGCUGUAUGGUAAACUUGGUCGGGUAAGCUCUCCUCACCCCAGUGGAGUCAGAAAGUACUUACCCAUGCAGGACGGGGCCACUGCGACCUUUGACCUCUUUGAACCAGUGGGUGACCAUCGAACAGGAGAUGACAUCACCAUGGUGAUAUGCCCUGGCAUUGGUAACCAUAGUGAGAAGCAUUACAUUCGAACCUUUGUGGAUUACGCCCAGAAGGACGGUUAUCGUUGCGCUGUGCUGAACCACCUCGGAGCUCUUCCCAACAUCGAGCUCACCUCUCCGCGCAUGUUUACCUAUGGGUGCACAUGGGAGUUUGCGGCCAUGGUGGGCUACAUUAAGCGGACGUAUCCUCAGACGCAGCUGAUGGUGGUGGGCUUCAGUCUUGGUGGAAACAUCGUCUGUAAGUUCCUGGGCGAGAACAGGACGAACCAGGAGCGAGUGCUGUGUUGCGUCAGCGUCUGUCAGGGGUACAGCGCGCUCAGGGCACAGGAAACAUUCCUGCAGUGGGACCAAUUCAGACGCUUCUACAAUUUUCUCAUGGCUGACAACAUGAAGAAAAUCAUCCUUUCACACAGGCACAGUCUGUUUGGGGGAAGCCCAGUAAAAAGGAUAGAUCUGGAUAUUGGCCGACUGUACACAGCGACGUCUCUCAUGCAGAUCGACGACAGCAUCAUGAGAAAAUUCCACGGCCACAGCUCUCUCAAAGAGUACUAUGAGAAGGAAAGCUGUGUUCAUUAUAUCCACAAUGUAAACGUGCCACUGCUGCUCGUAAACUCUGCAGACGACCCUCUGGUUCAUGACUCACUGCUCACCAUCCCUCGCACACUAGCAGCAAAGAAGCCCAACGUGAUCUUUUCCCUGACGUUACACGGAGGCCACCUGGGCUUCUUCGAGGGCGCCGUGCUCUUCCCCCAGCCGCUCACCUGGAUGGACAAAGUGAUUGUGGGCUAUGCCAACGCCAUGUGCCAGUGGGAGAAACAAAAACCACCGUGCCAAAGUGUCCCCUUGAGUGAGAGCUCCUGCGCAGAGGAAAAAUCCUAAACUUCUACCCUCUGUAUUUCUCUGAUUGUCUCUCUGCCCUCUCACUUCUCACCCUCUCCCACUGUUCCAGCACUGAGGAGACACCUGAACUAAACCUUAAACUGCUCUCUCUUGUCUGCCUUCUCUUCUGGUGCUACUCACCGCUCCCAUCCCAAACACGUCUACACGACCUCACUAAAGUCCCCCUGUGUAAUCACUAGCUACUCGCGGUAUUGAGGGAACAAAGAACUAACUGCCUUUGUUGCUUGUUUCCGUUGUGAAGACUUUGAAAAUCAGAGCAGGAACAUUUUUGUUCUCUUUAUCUACACAACAAUGACCCUUAGCUAUUGGAGGCGCAGACCAAAUAUGACAAGAGAUGAAGUCAUGCUGGCAUUAAAAAGUGAAGUGAGAGCACCACUUGAGAGUAGCCCAGUGAAACAUCAAGAGCACACGAGAAGCCUCCUUAAGCUUUUAAGGACUGUGCUGAAGUCGGUGCCCAUUUACUGAACCUGUAAGAAGCUCACUGCUUAUCACCGCCAAGGCUGUAUAGCCUAGUCUGCUGUCUUAACCAACACAGCGUCUUUUAGUGUGUAUGACUGUUUGUAUCUGACUCACAGAUGUGUGUAUGUAAGUGUGUGUGCGCCUGUGUUGACCCGAGAGUUAGAGACCCGUGACAGAGCAUGUGAUCUUUGUGUUUGGUAGGUGUGAUCCAAGUUCCCUGUUCAUGGUCUAAUGGCCCUUUAUAAUAUCUGUUUCUUUGGUUGAACCUGUUGCUCUGUUGUUUGUAGAAAAUGUAAAGUAGAAAAAGGUAAGAAUUACGGUGGAAUUUUAAACUUUAUUUCCAGCUAAUAACACCCUCUUGGCACUUGCGUUUGGCACUUGAAAUUAUUGUUCCGUUUGUGCUCGCAUACAUGACCAGGGAUCAAGCUCAAAAGGGAUCCGUGCAUAUUCCCACGGUCGCAUUUUAUCACUUUGGUUCAGUGCACUUUACCUCCUGUAUGACACAAUCUUUUUCCACUUUUUCCCCCUAAUUAGUCAAAGCGCAGGCAUGGAGAUUAUUGUCAGUUUAGCUCUUCUUUUGACUGAGAGGAAUAACUGGGAGGAGCGAGGAUGAUAACAAAAAGUUAGAUGACUCAAAUGUUCCCUGUGUUAUUUGUCUCUAAGCCCUCUUACUUUUUCAUUUGCCUUUGAUCAGCUGCAGGUCCAGCUGAGACUCUGAUAUCUUUCUCUUACUGCACAGACAUCUCUGUAAACUUUAGCCUUUUCUAGCAGAUGUUGGUUGAUGUUGAAGAUGCAACAGGCUGAUUGGCCAAUGCCACACUGUUAAAGGGAAAGUUCAGCAGAUUUUCUUUUAUAAUCUGAGCUGUGAGGUGUGAUGAGUAGGAGGGCUGAGGAUACCGACUCUUAACCAAAUGUUUAUUUCAGUGGAUUGUUUGUACUACUUGUAAUUAUAUUGGUGAUUGUUAAUUUAGAUGGUGAACACUGCACGCAAGACAUAUGAGAACUUUUUUGAUUCCAUUGAAAAGCUUCUCUUAUUUUCUUCACUGGGCUGAGCUUUGAAGCUCUUGAAAUCGUAUCUGAAAUGUGUGUUGAUUAAAACAAACAGCAAUAAUGGGACCUGUGGACUUUUCAAAACUCGAAUUUAAUUGAGAACUUGUUGUAAGGGCUUAUUGAGCUUAUUCCAAGGAAAAAUCAAGUAUUCUGAACACUGUGAAGAGACAGGCGGGUGGUGCUUGACAGCAGACCGCUGGUUUAUUUGUGUCUUAAUAAACCUGGGUUUCAUGGUAUUUGCAAAGAGUGCACUGAAAAAACUGAAUCGCAGACUUAAAUUAAAAAUAUUAUGUCAACAGAUUUCACAUAACUGAGUUAGGUUAGUUUAAAUCAAUAAUAUUAAAUUUGACCUAUUUAAACUUCAUAUCAUUGCUUUCAACUAACCUAAUACAGUUACUGGAAAUCUUAAUACUUAAUACAUUUAAUUAAAGUCAACUUUUCCAUUUUUUCAGUGAAGCUUUUGUUUAAGUUUCAGGAAGUGUAGCAUGUCGGUACAAUUUAUAUUUAAUUUUUAUGUCAGCUACCAAAUUAAUAAUUAUCCUGAGCUCAGAGUUCCUUCUUGACUCCUGAAAUAUUACUUUGGUUUAAUACAAUAACCAUCAAUCGACCACCAGGAAUCAAAUCAGUUGUUAUUUGCUUCAAGUACAAUGUUACAAAGAUAGUUUAUGGGUUCUUUUGAGAUGUAAUUGGCGUAAAUGUAAUCUCCUUUGUUGGAGAUUAUUCAGUGCAAAUACUAUGAAAUCCAGGUAUUAAUCUCACCAAUGCUGGCCUGACUAAUAUAGAAAACAGGGAUAAAGGGAUUUACCAAUCUAACUUAAUCCCUCUCAACUCAGGGUAUCUGCCAAUACUGAGCAUCAAUCCAAUACCAAUGGCCUUCUUUUCCCACUUUUGUAUACCUCACUGAGUGUAACUCAAUCAUUCCUAUGUACUGUAUGAUAAGAGGAGACCAUGGACAAUAGAAACAUUAUAUGUUAUAAAGGCAACGACUGAUCUGUAUUUAGUGUGGAUCGGUGACUUUAUGGCAGAUACCCGAUUGACUUGAAGGUUAUGGAUCCCCAAUUGUAGAUGUGUCUGAGCCGCCCCCUUCCUUCUUUACAAUCAUCACUGUUCAUGGUUGCCAUCUGUUGUUAGAGAGACCAAACUACAACUGCAAACAUCCACUCAUUCCUCUCGCAGUGACAUUAUAUUCCUGCUUCAUUCUGUCCACAGCUCUCAUUGCAAGAAAAACCAGCUGUAGUUUGGAUUUUUCUGUGUCUCGUUAGAAAAUAAUCUGGAUAUUAAUGACACCAGCACAAACCCAGUCUCAGCAGUAAGAGCCAUUUGUGUUCAAUUCAAGAGUGUUGCCUCCCGCCAGCUUUGCACAAAAAUGCAGGUUUGGAUGUACUUUUUUGUUGUGACUUAUUUGUUUUGAUUUUUGAUUGUUUUUUGUAUUUUGUAUUGUUUUUAUGACUUCUUGUGUUAUUGGCUUGUGUAAAUGCGUCAGAGCGUGAGUGAUGAUGGAACUAAAACCAAAGCUUCUUCACUUUAACAAUGAAAAGGCUAAAGAAAUAUAUAAAUAUAGUAUAUUUAAGGGAACAGUAAGGAAAAAUAAGGCAAUAAACAACCAGGAGGGAUUUAUCUAAGUGACAGGGAAACGUGUCAAAGUUUGUUAGAGCAAAAGAUGUCAUGUACAUUUCCAUGUGAAGGAUCUGAAGUGUUCUUCUACUGUUUUGAUAUGAGAACGUGCUCCUGUGUAUUGACUCAACCCCAAAACUUCAAGCAUCUUGGGUUUUUUUAGGUUGUGGGCUCAUGUUUAAUUGCUUGAAACCGAAGAAAUCAAAUAUUUAAAAAUCUCGAGUAACUGUAAAUGUGAAUGAAUCCAACAGAUGACCAUGGCUCAGUAUUUUUUAUUUGAAAUCUAUUUCAGCCCUAGUAAGUGUAUAGGAGCCCACAGUACAUUAACCUACAGUAACCAUUUUAUAGCUUUAACUUAUUAUUAAAACAUGUUGAUGCUUACUAGAAGAUGGUGAAGGGAUGUGACGACAACUAGAAGUCGGGGAAAACAUGGUUGAACUACAUGAUGUACUCUGAUAUUGAACACUGGGUCUUUUUGUUGAAAAAAAAACAGUGGUGUGUGUGUGUGGUCUGCUUAUGUGAGGAAAUAUGGUUAUGUGUUCCAAAAUAAAUUAUUUUCUCAAAAGAAAAAAAAG